AUGUAUGCUGUGACUAUUAGUGAUGAGGGUGACUGUUUCCGGUGUUUUCCGCCCGACCCGGGCAUUGAGACUGCCGCUCUAGGUACUAGUGAGGCUGCUGCUCUAGGUGCUAGCGAGGCUGCUGCUCUAGGUGCUCGUGCGUGUGCUCCCUCAGGUGCUGAUGAGUCUGCUCUCUCAGGUACUGCGUUGGCUUUGGCCUCCCACACCUUCACCCUUGACUCAGGGGCUUCUCGCUCCUUCUUUCGAGACCGCACCACACUCACGCCGCUUGGCUGGCCAGUUGCAGUUUCUCUGGCAGACCCCUCUGGGGGUCCUGUCCUUGCUCACUACUCCACUGUCCUCCCGUGUCCGUCGGCCCCCUCUGGCACCCUGUCUGGUCUUUACCUCCUCUCGUUCUCUACGAACUUGGUGAGUGGUGCUGACCUACAGGAUGCGGGGGUUCACCAGUUCACUCCUGCACGUCAGCGGGUGACCCACUGCACGGACGCUCGGACAGGCCGACACCUCGCCACGUUUACACGUCGGCCGGGGUCGAGCCUGUACUCACUGACCACUGCGUCUCCUCCAGUCACUGCGUCUGGUCAGGUAGCUGCGUCGGGUCAGGUGUUUGCUGCAGCGUCCAGGUCUGGUCCUGAGUCUGCCCCCUGCUCGUGUCGCCUCCUGUCUCACGAGACUCUCCUCUGGCACCACCGCCUUAGUCACCCCUCCCUGCUUUGUCUCCGAGGCAUGGCCUCCCGUGUCAUUGUCUCUGGUCUUCCUCGAUCCCUCCCUCUCCUUCCUCCUGGGCCUGGCCCUACCUGCGUCCCCUGUGUCGAGGGGCGGCAGCGGGCUGCCCCUCACUCCUCCCAGUUUCCUCCAACAGAGGCCCCGCUGCAGACACUUCACAUGGACGUGUGGGGCCCGGCCCGCGUCCGGGGACAGGGUCACGAGCGCUACUUCCUGCUGGUGGUUGACGACUACUCGCGUUACACCACAGUCUUCCCCUUGCACAGCAAGGGUGAUGUCACUGAGGUUGGCGAUGCGUCUGCGUUCCGUGUCUGGGGAUCUCGGGCGUUUGUUCGCGACUUGUCUGCGGACAAGCUGUCCCCUCGUGCUGCUCCUUGCGUCUUCCUUGGCUUCCCCCCUGACGCGCCAGGGUGGCAGUUCUACCACCCCACCUCUCGCCGUGUUCUGUCCUCCCAGGACGUCACGUUUGACGAGUCGGUCCCCUACUACCGCCUCUUCCCCUACCGCACUCCGUCCCUCCCCCCGCCACCGCUCUUCCUUGUACCAGGUCCCCCCCCGGUAGACCCCCUCCCCCCUCAGGGUCCUGCCCCUUCAGGUGUGUCCCAGGUAGACGCAGUCAAGCCUGUCGAGUUUACUGGUGACUCUGGUGCUGCUGAGGGUGCUGAGCCUUGGGGUUGUUGA
Messenger RNA from Closterium sp. NIES-65, 1407 nucleotides. Lineage: Eukaryota; Viridiplantae; Streptophyta; Zygnematophyceae; Desmidiales; Closteriaceae. The record is from the annotation of a GenBank genome assembly.